GGUUAGCUGCUGCUCCGGGCCAAGUUGACUGUUAGAGGCGGGACCGGCCGCCCGGAGCAGCCCGGGGCAGGAGUCAGAAUUGUCUGGAUUCAGCUCUGGGAUUCCAACCAUGGGUUUGUCUGCCUCUACCCCUGCUGUUGCGGUUCAGACCGCAAAUGCUUCAGAUCAUCAGACAGCAUCUCCACCUUCAGGAUGUCCAGUGCAUGAAGGGAAAAUGAAAGGCUGUCCAGUGAGUGCAGAGCCAUCUGACCCAAGCCGUGAGAGCAAAACUAACUCUGUGCCUGCCCACCAAGACCGCGCCUACGAGUACGUGCGGUGUCUCACCGGUGCUGUGGCUGAGAAUAAGGAGAACCUAGAUCCUUCUAAUCUGAUGCCACCACCUAAUCAGGCACCAGCCCCUGAUCAGCCAUUUCCACUAUCUACUGUGAGAGAGGAGUCGUCCAUUCCAAGAGCAGAUUCAGAGAAAAAGUGGGUUUAUCCUUCUGAACAGAUGUUCUGGAAUGCGAUGUUAAAGAAAGGGUGGAAGUGGAAGGAAGAGGAUAUUAGUCAGAAAGAUAUGUAUAAUAUCAUUAGAAUUCACAAUCAGAAUAAUGAGCAGGCUUGGAAGGAGAUUUUGAAGUGGGAAGACCUUCAUGCUGCGGAGUGUCCUUGUGGUCCCUCACUGAUCCGAUUCGGAGGUAAAGCAAAAGAGUAUUCACCGAGGGCAAGAAUUCGCUCCUGGAUGGGGUAUGAGUUGCCUUUCGACAGGCACGAUUGGAUCGUCAACCGUUGCGGGACAGAAGUCAGAUAUGUUAUCGACUACUACGAUGGCGGCGAAGUCAACCGGGACUACCAGUUCACCAUCCUGGACGUCCGGCCCGCUUUGGAUUCACUUUCAGCGGUAUGGGACAGAAUGAAGGUUGCCUGGUGGCGCUGGAAUUCGUAAUUACUGCUUUGUUGG
This is a messenger RNA of Diceros bicornis minor, 940 nucleotides long. Its product is annotated as holocytochrome c-type synthase-like. Gene Ontology annotation, cellular component: mitochondrion. Gene Ontology annotation, molecular function: holocytochrome-c synthase activity. Gene Ontology annotation, biological process: cytochrome c-heme linkage. Lineage: Eukaryota; Metazoa; Chordata; Mammalia; Perissodactyla; Rhinocerotidae. The record is from RefSeq and is a predicted model, not a curated record.